Caenorhabditis remanei is the source of this 1071-nucleotide messenger RNA. RefSeq lists its product as uncharacterized. The record is from RefSeq and is a predicted model, not a curated record. The coding region runs from base 1 to 1071 and encodes 356 amino acids. NCBI's taxonomy places the organism in Eukaryota, Metazoa, Nematoda, Chromadorea, Rhabditida, Rhabditidae. The transcript is spliced from 3 exons.
AUGACAGAAACCAGAGGCUUUCCUUUAUUUUCUUUGCCAUACGUUGCUCUGAAAGAUGUUGUUCUUUCCUGUAAUAUUUUUAGCCGAAUGAAUCUCUCAAUUUGUUCGAAACGAUCCAAAAUGAUAUCUAGUGCAUUCACAAUGCCGGAGCUCGAGAUAUCAUUAAUGCUCUGUGAGGAUUCAAAAAAUAUUAUAACGGUGAAACAAUUUGAUCAACGAGUCAACGUUCCCUGGUUCUGCCCUAUUCCUCGACGGGGAACACUUCAUAAGUUGAAUGUGAUUCCAACUGAUAUCAAAGAAGAUUUUGGGAAAGUAAACGAAACGUCGGAACUCGAUUGGGAGUUCUAUCACGAUUCAUCUGAGAACUUAUCUGCUGUUCUAUGCAACAGACUCCUGGAAUGCUACGGUUGGAGUUCAUGGAAAGGAGUUAUAUUCCAAAAAGAUAUCGAGCAAUCUGACUUCGACAAACUUCCCGUUUUGUUAACUAAUGCUGGAACGAUUUCAUUCGACAAAGAACAAGUGACCAAGGAGGAAUUAGAUACACUCUUCAUGGAACAUGGCAAUAUUCAAUUGUUUUCUAUUGAUUGCCGAUAUCCAGAAAGAUACGAUAAUUAUGGGAUGUGGUGUGCUAGAACUGUGGCAUUUUUACAUGCUCCACCAAACAUAGAAGAUCUUUUGAAAAUGGAUUGCGAAAAAUUAGUCAGUGUGCAUUCGUUCUACAAAACUUCCGAUGUGAAUCGAUUUCUGAAACACUGGCUUCAAUCAACUAACGGAAACCAAAAAUACUUGAAACGAGAGAUUCGACUAUUUAGAGUUGAAAAUGAUUCGAAUAUGUUGGAGGAUCUUCCAGUUACUCCGUGGAAUCCAAAACAAAGAGGUCAAUUCUUUCACUUCCGAAAUCCUCUUUUCAACGCUGCCGUCGAUUGCUCAAAGGGUUUUGAUCUUUUGACAGACGAUGGAGUUCUAGCAACUGUCAUGUCUGGUGAUAAUACCUUCAGUUUUAAUAUUUGGAACGAGAGAUUCCCUGAUAUUCCGAAGGAAGAUUUUCGUCCUAAUUCUGUAUUUUAUUGA